AUGUCGACGAUUCAGACUGAGCCACUGUCUGCGACAGUUGCGGCUCCCUACUUGAGCGCUCGCAAUGUGUUCGCGCUCAUCGGUCUCUGGCUGGUGUACCAGGUUUUCAAGGCUCUCUACAACAUCUCUCCUCUGCACCCUUUGAGCCAUAUUCCCGGCCCAAAGCUAUCAGCUGCCACGUACAUACCGGAGUUUUACCACGAUGUGAUCAGAUUCGGCCGAUACACCAGAGAAAUUCACCGCAUGCACGAACAAUACGGACCUAUUGUGCGCAUCAACCCCAACGAAGUUCACUGCAAUGAUGCCAACUUCUCCGAUGAAAUUUACGCCGUGAGUGGCCGCAAACGCGACAAGCCUGUUCACCAGAUCAACGGGUUACAUCCCAGUCUGGGCGAAGCUGGCUUCGGAACUGUUGACCAUGACCUCCACCGUGUGCGACGUAUCCCCCUUGCCAAGUUCUUCUCCAGGGGUAUGAUCGCCCGACUUGAGGGCGAUGUGCAUGCGUUGGUCCAGAAGCUCUGCGACAAGCUGCUGAAUGAGUCUGGCAAGGACGAAUUCGAUGUGACCAUGGCUUACAGCUGCUUCACUUCCGAUGCCAUUUCAGGCUACUGCUUUGGCGAGAGCUUUGGCUUUUUGCAGCAGGAGGGGUGGUAUCCCAACUUCCGUGCCCCGACGGCUUCUAUUCUCCGACCGGUCUUUAUUUUCCGCUUCUUCCCUUGGACUAAGUCUCUUGCGGUGCUUGGCGAGUGGCUUAUUAACUACCUACCCAAAGAUAUUGCUCUGCUUAUUCAGACGCUAAAGAUCGACAUUCCCAACCAGGUCAAGAAGACCAAGGCCGAGCUUGAUGCCGGCAUCCGCCAUGAGCGCCCCACGGUUUUUGGAUCUCUUCUGGAGUCGGACCUGGACUUAUUGGAGAAGCAGCCGCAACGAUUGGCUGACGAAGCCACUGCUGUUGUCGGAGCUGGGACCGAGACCACCAGCUGGGCUCUGUCCGUCAUCACUUAUCAUCUCUUGACCAAGCCUGAGCUUCUGGAAAAGCUCCGCAUGGAGCUCAGCGAGGUCGUCGAUGACCCGCAGCACCUCCCAUCUUGGACUAGCCUUGAGAACCUCCCCUAUCUUGGCGCUGUUCUCCAGGAGGGUCUGCGUCUUUCAUACGGUGUGUCUGCGCGUACUGCUCGCAUUCCCACUCAAGAGAACCUGGUUUACCGUGGCGAGUUCAACAAGAAGCCUGUUGAAUUUGUUAUCCCUCGCGGCUAUGCGAUCGGCAUGUCCGCCGCCAUCACGCAUCACGAGGAGGGUGUAUUCCCCGACUCUUACCAGUUCAUUCCUGAGCGCUGGCUGGACGAGAACAACCAGCGUAGAAAGGAUGUUGAAAAGGGCAUGCUUGCCUUCUCCAAGGGCAGCAGAUCUUGCCUUGGUAUGAAUUUGGCUUUGUGCGAGAUGAACCUGUGCCUCACAGCUCUUGUCUUGCGCGUCUUCCCUAACAUGCAGCUCUUCGAUACCGAAGACGAGGAUGUUGCAUAUGACCAUGACAUGUUUGUGCCUGAGCCGGCCGAGGGCACAACUGGAGUCCGGGUCAAGAUCGUCUAA
Messenger RNA from Colletotrichum truncatum, 1590 nucleotides. NCBI's taxonomy places the organism in Eukaryota, Fungi, Ascomycota, Sordariomycetes, Glomerellales, Glomerellaceae. The record is from RefSeq and is a predicted model, not a curated record.